Hordeum vulgare subsp. vulgare (domesticated barley) is the source of this 1280-nucleotide messenger RNA. RefSeq names its product gamma-glutamylcyclotransferase 2-2. Lineage: Eukaryota; Viridiplantae; Streptophyta; Magnoliopsida; Poales; Poaceae. Bases 340 to 996 code for a protein of 218 amino acids. Gene Ontology annotation, molecular function: gamma-glutamylcyclotransferase activity; glutathione specific gamma-glutamylcyclotransferase activity. The record is from RefSeq and is a predicted model, not a curated record. Gene Ontology annotation, biological process: glutathione catabolic process. Gene Ontology annotation, cellular component: cytoplasm. The transcript has 9 exons.
GUCGGCAUCCCGCCCGCCCGCCCGCUGACGCGACGUACACCGCACCAAGAAACCGCCGGAACCCGCGUCCGGAGCUCGUGCCACGCGCGCGCGGCCUCACGUGCCGCCCACCGCCCGUGACCCCAAAUCCCCAGACGAGGCCACCACUAUCCUCUCCGCCCUCGGUAUAACUGCUCCCCCACCACCGUCUUCUCCCCCCCUCCCCUCCUCCGACCCGAAACCCCCAUCCGUCCGCCCCGGGGAGAAGACCGCCGGAGCCGCCGCCGGCCCCUCCCGCGGCAUUCUCUCCGGUGCUCCUCCUCCGGCCAGCGUCUGCAGGGGAAAAACAGAAGCGGCAGGAUGGUGCUGUGGGUCUUCGGAUACGGGUCCCUGAUCUGGAACCCCGGCUUCGAUUUCGACGACAAGAUCCUCGGAUUCAUCAAGGGCUACAAGCGGACCUUCAAUCUCGCUUGCAUUGACCAUAGAGGCACGCCGCAGCAUCCGGCCAGGACUUGCACCCUUGAAUCCGAAGAUGAAGCCAUAUGCUGGGGAAUUGCUUAUUGUGUCAAAGGUGGUCUAGAAAAAGAGCGAGAAGCAAUGCAGUACUUGGAGAGAAGAGAAUGCGAGUAUGACCAGAAGAUCUCUGUGGAUUUCUACAAGGAUGGAAAUUCUCUGGAACCAGCUGUGACGGAUGUAUUAGUAUUCGUAUCCACUCCUGAUCCAGUUGGCAACAAGUACUAUCUUGGCCCUGCUGCUUUGGAGGAUAUGGCAAGGCAAAUUGCUACAGCCAGUGGCCCUAAUGGAUAUAAUAGGGACUACCUGUUCUCAAUGGAGAAGGCACUGUCCAAUAUAAGCCAUGAAGACGACUCGAUCAUUGUGCUUGCGGAUGAGGUGAGGAAGGUGCUGGGCAGGUCGACAGAGAAGAAGGUUACCGGCUCCGACGUACCAUUAAAAUCGCAUACUCCAGCUGUGCACAUCUCUGCUCUUCCCGAGGGCACCGUCGCGGUUUCAACAUAGCAAGAAGAGCGGCAUGGCUGGAUUAGCGAAACAGAUGGCAUUUUCCUCUGACCAUACUCACUCUUGACAUUCUCCCAUUGAAAGAUCCGCGGUAUACUUCGGCUCUGGCACCAUUGAGGGUGUGUGCUAAUUUUCUUUGGCAACUAUUGUGGCAAAGGCUGUAGCUUCCAGAGUGCUAAUGCGAAAGCCUGAGACUUCAAGUGUUAUUGCUUCCCUUAAUAAUAAAUGCAUUUGGCGACUUCAGCACUUCUGUGCUGCUGAGUGUGAUGCUAUGCUUUGCUUCA